AUGGCGUCUGAGAAAGCCUUUACUCCAGACAAAUCGCAGACAUGCCCAGAGCCCAGGGAUCGUGACAGAACAAGGAGAAACUACCAGAUCUCCAGACACAACUCAGGGUCUUGCCCAUAUUCUUUUGCCAAAAAGAAAACUUUGCAAUCAGUGUGUGGACGACCUGUAUACUCUGGACGCAUUGUGGGUGGCCAACCUGCUGCUUGGCAGGUCAACCUGCAGUUUGGCCAGACUCACAUCUGUGGUGGUUCCCUCAUCAGCGAGCGCUGGGUACGAGCACUGGGUACUGACAGCAGCACGCUGACACAGUUGGUUUUUUUAUACAGUGUGCGGCUUGGAUCCAUUGAUGUAAACCACUCAAGUAAAGACAAGGAAUACUACGUGUCCAAAAUCAUCACCUAUCCCAGUCACUAUGGCAUAACCAGAGAUAUUGCCCUGCUGAAACUGUCGUCCACGGUCACCUUCACGGCUCUCAUUCUGCCAAUUUGCUUCCCCAGUAUCUCAGAGCAGCUGCUGACUCUGCCAGCUUUGUGCUGGGUGACCGGAUAGGGACAAACUCAGGAAGGUCUUUACCCCUCUACCCUCCAAGAAGCUGAAGUGCCCCUCAUUAGCAAUGAGGGGUGUAAACAACUGUACAGCCCAAUCGGCAUUUUCCUCCCAGAACUGGAGUCCGUCAUCGAGGAGGACGAACUUUGUGCUGGCAAUAUUCAGACAAAGGACAGCUGCAAGGCUGACUCUGGAGGGCCUCUGUCAUGCCACAUUGAUGGCGUCUGGGUCCUGAUGGGUGUAGUAAGCUGGGGUUUGGAAUGCAGCAAAAGUCCUCCUGGAGUCUACGUCAACGUGACCUACUACCAAAAAUGGAUCAAAGCCAUUAUCUCGAGAGCUCGGGGCUCCGGUGGUGACUGUACUUAUGUGAUUUCUUGUACCCUGCUGUUCUUCUUCCUCUGGCUCUCCUGGGAUCCCCCUGAGCCUUGACCCUAACAUGAUACCAAGACAGGAAGGA
Molecule: messenger RNA, 1003 nt
Organism: Myodes glareolus (Bank vole)
Lineage: Eukaryota; Metazoa; Chordata; Mammalia; Rodentia; Cricetidae
Source: RefSeq, a predicted model, not a curated record